Molecule: messenger RNA, 4050 nt
Organism: Aquila chrysaetos chrysaetos
Lineage: Eukaryota; Metazoa; Chordata; Aves; Accipitriformes; Accipitridae
Gene: CSGALNACT1
Product: chondroitin sulfate N-acetylgalactosaminyltransferase 1
Exons: 10
Coding region: 1123-2715 (530 amino acids)
Cellular component (GO): Golgi cisterna membrane
Molecular function (GO): glucuronosyl-N-acetylgalactosaminyl-proteoglycan 4-beta-N-acetylgalactosaminyltransferase activity
Source: RefSeq, a predicted model, not a curated record
CAUGUGCAGCAAAACCAGUUGAACAGCAUGUUUAUAGAAACUGUCCUUAAGAGUGAUUGCCUCUUGAAGGAGCAUAGCUCAUAUAAGAGGAGUGGGACUGUCUCCAGCCAGCCCUGGGAGACGAUGCUGAGAGCAUAUUGAAAAGCUGUCUUCAGCAAAAGCUUGCCAGUUUAACAACUCUGUUCACUGUUCCUAUUGCACAGUGGGCUCUUUGACGCAACAGAAAGAGCUGCUUUUUUUUUUUUUUUUUUUUUUUGCUUCCUCUUAAAUCCGCCUGGCCAAUUUAAAGCUUGUGGAUAUUUCUUCCCCCUCGGGGAAAGCUUAUGUGAGGAUUUUCUUUUUUAACAGUUCAUUCUGUGAAACCAUUUUUUUCUUGUUUGCUGUUAGAAAAUGUUGGAGCUGAACACAAGGCUUUCAUUGCAGCACACUUUAGUGGGAAGCAUGUUACUCCUGGGCACAUGCUGUCUGCAGGGAAGAUAGUUAUUUGCUAUUUUGUAUUUCUUCUUAGACUGCUAUCAAGGGAACUAAGAAAGGAUGUAGACAUAUUGUUAAUGUCUCUCUUCAAGCUGUAUUUGAGGAGGCCAGCUUUUAUAGUGCAUCCAUAGGAAUCGUCUCCACUACAGCCUUUCACCACACAGGAGACAGACUGAAGAUGUAGGCAGCUGGCGAAUAUGAAAGCAAUGAAGAGGUGUUCUGAGGUUGACAGUGCUUUUUGUAGUACACACAUUUUCUGGGAAGGGCAUAAGAAGGGAGAUAAACAGGAGAUGAUUGUGGCAAGCUGAGAAGUAGCUGUAGCAGACCAAGAUGUUCCAAAGAGAAGAUCACAGCAAAAAGGUCCUCAGGCUCCAUCAGCCACAUGCUGAUCACAUUGCAGCAGCGUAGGUGUUGCCAUGAGGAUCAGGAGGUGUCCUGUCUGCUUCACAGCUUGUCUUUUGAUCCUGCUGGGUAAACACCAGAGAGCGCCCAAUAUAGAGGCAGAGCACACAUUUUAAGAGAGCUGACAAGCCAGUUCCUGCACAUACAUGCAUCUGUGUAAGAGUACUCCAAGUCCAGGGGCCUCUGUGGCACUGCAUGGACCUAAGAACUGUUGCAUGUGUGGGGUUAGACUCUGCUUUUUGAGACAUGAUGCUCCGACGAGGAUUUAUUCUGUUUCUCCCCCGACUUGUAGGCCUGCUGGUGGUGGCCUGUUGCUUGGUGUCUAUUGUUUAUAUGUUGGCUUGCACACCCAAGAGUGAUAGCCAGCAGCUUGCCUUGCCCAGGGUGCACAGUCCAACUGCAAAGGAGGGAUAUGAAGCCAUUCUGCAAGAGCGAGAAGAGCAACACCGCAACUACAUCAUCAGCUUGAAGAAACAAAUUGCCCAGCUGAAGGCCGAACUCCAGGGCAGGAGCGAGCAGCUUAAGAACAUGCAGGACCAGUACCCAGACCCCUUGGACAUUCAGCUUGACCACAGUAACCCAGAGAAGGCCCAGGCUAACCUGCUGGCUUUCCUCCAUUCCCAAAUAGACAAAGCAGAGGUGCACAGUGGAGUUAAGCUGUCCACGGAGUAUGCAGCCGUGCCCUUUGAGAGCUUUACCCUGCAGAAGGUGUACCAACUGGAGACAGGGCUGACGCGCCACCCAGAAGAGAAACCUGUAAGGAAGGAUAAGCGAGAUGAGUUGAUAGAGGUGAUCGAGUUAGCUGUUGGGAGUUUGAACAAUCCAGAGGGGGAAGGCAAUGCAAAACACCGUGUAUACACAGCCUCCGACUUCGUUGAAGGGAUCUACCGCACAGAAAAAGACAAAGGCACAUUGUAUGAGCUGACUUUCAAAGGAGACGCAAAACAUCAGUUCAAGAAGAUUGUUUUAUUCCGGCCAUUUGGUCCUGUAAUGAAAGUGAAAAAUGAAAAUGUCAAUAUGGCCGACACACUUAUUAACGUCAUUGUGCCAUUGGCCAAGAGAGCCAGCAAAUUUCGGCAAUUCAUGCAGAAUUUCAGGGAAAUGGGCAUUCAGCAGGAUGGGAGAAUUCACCUCACUGUAGUUUACUUUGGAAAAGAACAAAUGAAUGAAGUCAAAUCGAUACUUGAAAAUACCUCCAAGUCAGCCAACUUCAAGAACUUCACCUUCAUCCAGCUGAAUGAAGAAUUUUCCAGGGGCAAAGGAUUGGACGUUGGUGCUCGAUUUUGGAAAGGAAACAAUGUUGUUCUCUUUUUUUGCGACGUGGACAUAUACUUCACAGCUGAAUUCCUGAACUCCUGUAGAUUAAACACACAGCCAGGGAAAAAGGUGUUUUAUCCUGUUCUCUUCAGCCAGUAUAACCCCAGUAUAAUUUAUGGCCACCAUGAUUCCAUCCCACCUUUAGAACAGCAGCUGAUUAUUAAAAAAGAAACUGGAUUUUGGAGAGACUUUGGUUUUGGGAUGACUUGCCAGUACAGAUCUGAUUUUAUCAACAUAGGUGGCUUUGAUCUGGACAUUAAAGGCUGGGGUGGUGAAGAUGUACAUCUGUACCGCAAAUACCUUCACAGCAACCUCAUUGUGAUCCGAACGCCUGUCAGGGGUCUCUUCCAUCUGUGGCAUGAAAAGCAGUGUCUGGACGAGCUAACCCCAGAGCAGUACAAAAUGUGUAUGCAGUCCAAGGCCAUGAACGAGGCUUCUCACGGCCAGCUUGGGAUGCUUGUUUUCAAGCAAGAGAUUGAGACACACCUGCAUAGGCAGAAACCGAGCAGUAAGAAGACAUGAAGCCAGAAAGGGAGGCAAAAAGCCUCUGAAUUGGACUAUAGGGUGUUUUGGAAAAGAGAUGCUAACAAGAAAAGACAGGAUGAGACUGAAAGAGGAUGGAAAUUCCAGCAGGAUGGCAGCAAAAGAAGAUGAGGGAAAAUGUUUGUCCUCCCUUCUGUUUUUUUUUUCUUAAUAGGGCUUUUAAGUACUCCAUUAGCCUGACUGUUCAGCAUUUGCCUCUGGGGGAGACUUGAACACUUGAUGAGAUUCAAGGUCACAGAGACAAUGAACAUUACAUAAAUGCCAAUGUGGUAUUCACAAUAACAAAUGGAUGUGCUCUUCCAUUUAAAUGUUUGUAAGAUGUGUACAGUUAUUUAAAGGAUUGACCCUUCAGUGGGCCAAUGAUAAUGAGUUAUUUUCUACAUCUAACCUGACAUAUCUAAAAAGGGCUAUUUUUGAAUAAGUACAGAGCUCCUGCUCUGAGGAGGACAUCUGAUUGUUAACGAUGGUUAAGCUGGAGUGACCAAAAAUCUUUUUCCCUUAAGCGGCUGGGGCAGGGUGGGGCGGGUGGGGGGGCAGCAGCAGUGCACUAACAGGGUAUUGCUGGUUCAUUCAGAGACAGGAGGCAUCUCAAAAAGUGCUUUCUAAAAUUCAGAAUGAGAAAGCCCUACCGGUCAAGUGUGAUGUUUCAAAAACGCUGGAGGGUAGUGUUUGUUCUCUUCUGUGGACAGUGAACAAAAAGCAACGAGCCAUGUCUGUAUCACAUGAAUCAGAUGGUGUAUUUCUGCUUUAGAACACUGUAAAUAUCUCAAGAUUUAUUUUUAAAUGAAGUUGGUUUUGCUUGGGAAUUAUUUUGUCAUACUUCAGGUUUUCUACUUCUAGCCUUACUAGGAAAUAGUACAGCCUUCCAACACUUGGAAAAUGCUCUGCAGAUCUGUUUCCUGUGUUUCCUGAACUGGGUUCAGAUAAGUGAAGUAAGUGAUUUUUCUACACAACCUGGGUGCUGGAAGGCAGAAGCUUUACCAUGCUGAAGAAAAGGAAAUACAUAACAACUUGCAGUACUGAUUUAGGAGGAGGCUUUAAACUCUGAAUGUCAGAUACCAAAAUUGAUGAACAUUUUCUGACUUUAUACCAAAGUAUUCCUUCUAAACCAAAUAUAGAAUCUUGCCCAGGGCAUAGCAAGCUUUUUGUAAUCAACAAAAUAAAUUUUUGUGAUGGAUUACUGGACCCUGCAAAUUCUCUUAUGAUAAUUACAGGUGCAUCCUAAAAAUUAGUCUCUUUAAUAGAUUUUUUUUUUCAGUUGCCUAGAACUGUUGAAAGCAUGAGUUACUGCUCUUAUAAAGCAUUUUCUUUUAA